AUGACUUGUACCGGAGUUUGUCAAGGUUGGAUAAAACAUGCCACCCUUAUAAAUAAUUGUUAUCCUACGAGCCCUGAAGAGACUCGUCCGAAGUCAAGCGAACUUUCUUAUCUCGUUUUUUAUGCUAAAUCAAAGCCAGCUAAACUGACUAAAUGUGGUGUUUAUUUGGAAAAAAGAGUAGUUACUGACAUUCGAAAGAAAAGAAAGCAGGAUACAGAAAUUUCUUUACAAAUUAUAAAAUCUCUACUCGAAGAAUGUAAAAAGGAUCUUAAUUUAUUUUCAAAGAACGUUGUUAAAAUUAUCGCAUCAUCGUUAAGUACAAAUGACAUUGAUUUAGUCGCACGUGCUGCUUCAGUGUUCAUCGUUUUUUGCGCGGAUCAUGAUGGAUCUACAAUUGGAGUUGAUACGGAAUUUACUAUUAUUUACGAAAAUUUGAUCGAACGAUUUGCUAAUUAUGCUACAUAUAAAUAUGAGGCUGAUCAGAAUUUAGAAAGAAGGUACCGUUCCAUUGGCCUUUAUGUUCUUCAAGGAGUAGUAACCUCCAGUGCCUUACACGCGACCGAUGCUAUAAUUCAAUUGCAAUAUAUCGUUCCUGCUAUAUUACAUAAUUUAACUGACGAUUUAGAAACUUUACAAAAAAUUGAUAACGAGUCGGUCGACGAAAAACAUUCCAUGCCACAAUCACGACGAUUUUCAAUUAAUAAUACAAUUAUUUCGAUUGAAGAUAAUACUCAUCUUGCGUAUGAUUGCUUAAAACAAUUAUUUAUAGUGUCGAACACAGAUUCUGAUUUACAAUGUUCUCUUAAACCUGUUUUUAAGUUUUUGGAAGAUAAUGAUAUUUGGUGGCCAAAUUCAUUUGCCAUUAGUUUAGCUUUAGUUAUUCUUUCUUCUAUUCAGCGACAAUGCCGUCAUAUACUUGUCUCCGAAAUAAUACGGCGACUUGAUUCUUUACCGGACAAUUCUAGUUUAUCCAAAAAAAUUACAUUUAUUGAAAUGUUAAUAUCUAUUUUAACAAGCGAUUUAACUAUUGUUGGACUUUCAGUAUUAGAAGUUUUGGACUGUUUGCUUAGCCAUUUACUAAGCUCAUUGAAAAAUGGAGACAUUAAAUUUGAACAAAUAAGUAUAAACUUUAAAGGUAGUAAUAUAAUGACUGAAAAAGCCCAAGAUUUGGAAACAAUGAUUGUACAGAGACUUAUAACUUGCAUUGGUGGUCUUGUGACACAUAUUUACUAUGCCAAACAGAUCAGUGAUAUUGUAGAACAUAUUAUUAAGCAUUUAAAUUUACAAACCGAUCCUGAAACCAAACAGGAUAAUAAUGGUAGUUUUAUUGCUGAAGGAAUACCUCUCAAUAUAUUACGUAAAACAUUAUUAAGAUGUUUGAGUAUAGUUAUACAAACCAAUAAAAAGGCUGAAAAAAGAUCAUCGGAAAUGUCAAUAUGUAAAGUUCCUGUUGAAGUAUUUCACAAUACUAUCGGUUUAUGCAUGGACGAAGACCUUGAUGUAAGAAUUAUGUAUGCUCAAAUUCUUUCCACAUUUUUGGAUAAUGUCGAUUCAUCAAAGGAAUCUAAGGAAACUGAUUCAGUACAGAUCACAUAUUUCAAUCAGCCUGCUAUUCACUUUCUGAAUACGCUUCACUUGUCACUGUAUCAAUACGCAUUAUUAGAGAAUUCAAAACCUGCUGAUAAUGUAGCUUUACUUUUCAUAUUACGUUCAUUAUUGUUACGAUUUAGAGCUGAUCAAGUUAUUCGAGGAAUUCCAGUUCUUUUCAAAUUACAGUCUGAAGCUAAAGACGAAAAACUUAAUAACUUUGCUCGUCAACGAGCUAUAGCUAGUGUUAUCACAUUAUACUUUUAUAAUAUCGCUCAAGUUUUAGGCAUUACAGAAUUACAGCAAUAUGUAGAAAUGGUACAAAAAGAACGUGUAGAAAAAUGUCAAUGGUCAACUUAUAUUAAUGUAAUACCUUCAGAAAAUAAUUUAGAUAAUGUAGAUUUAUCAGCGUCUUUUGAAGAUGAAGACAAAAAUAAUCAAACUUUACAACCGGUUAAUAUAUGGCUUGAUCGACAAACAAUAGUUUCGAUACUUUGUAAACAUAAAGAAAUUUUAGAUUUUGAUGACACGAAUGUAGAAGAAAAAUUGAUGACAGAGUGGAAACCUGAAGAAGGUUUUAAUGAAGUCAAAAAUGAAGCACGUCGAAUUAGAUCAUCUAGAAUAUUCGAAGCUGAUAAACUUAAAUUAGUUGUUACACAUCCUAAACCUACUAUGAUGAACUUGGAAAAUAGUUCUGAUGAUUUGCCACCUAAAGUAAAGACCGAUAAUUUUAAAGAGACUUUAGCUGUCCAACUGAUGAACGAUUCAUCAGAGCAUGAAACUUCUGUUGCAUCAGAUAGAGAAUCAGGGUAUAUGGUUCCAAUUGGUAAUAACAAAAAGAACAAAAGAAAAAAUAAACCGAAAAAUGAAGCAAGUGCAUUCUUAUCAACGAUUGAUCCAAAAGCUGCGAGUACAACAAGUUUGGUGAAUCCUCCCUAUCGACAAUCUUAA
Molecule: messenger RNA, 2538 nt
Organism: Rhizophagus irregularis DAOM 181602=DAOM 197198
Lineage: Eukaryota; Fungi; Glomeromycota; Glomeromycetes; Glomerales; Glomeraceae
Biological process (GO): protein localization to plasma membrane
Source: RefSeq, a predicted model, not a curated record